Molecule: messenger RNA, 2130 nt
Organism: Brassica napus (rape)
Lineage: Eukaryota; Viridiplantae; Streptophyta; Magnoliopsida; Brassicales; Brassicaceae
Product: calmodulin-like protein 6
Exons: 1
Coding region: 188-652 (154 amino acids)
Molecular function (GO): calcium ion binding
Source: RefSeq, a predicted model, not a curated record
CUCGAGUUUUUGGCUAAAAUUUUCAAUCGCAUUUAUUUAACAUUCUCCUUAGUUUCUGAAACUCCCCUUGCCGGGUCUCCAAGGGGUCAAGAAAGUACUGCUUUCUGGCUUCGCGGAGUCUCAUCAUUCUCUGUUUUCACGCUUACUUCAUCCACACGCAAACUCAAAUCCAAACCUAACCCUAAAAAUGAAUACCACGGAACUCAAACGUGUGUUCCAAAUAUUCGACAAGGACGGAGACGGUCGGAUCACUAAGAAGGAGCUAAACGAUUCAUUGAAAAACCUCGGGAUCAUAAUACCAGAAAAGGAGCUCGGGCAGAUGAUCGACAAGAUCGAUGUGAACGGCGAUGGUUGUGUCGACAUUGAAGAGUUUGGAGAGCUUUACAAGACGAUAAUGGUGGAAGACGAGGACGAGAUAGGAGAAGAAGAUAUGAAGGAAGCGUUCAACGUUUUCGAUAGGAAUGGAGAUGGGUUUAUUACAGUGGAUGAACUGAAAGCGGUUUUGUCUUCCUUGGGACUCAAGCAAGGUAAAACCUUGGAGGAAUGUAGGAAGAUGAUAAUACAAGUGGAUGUUGAUGGUGAUGGUAGAGUUGAUUACACGGAGUUUAGACAAAUGAUGAAGAAGGGUCGGUUUUUUAGCUCUUUGAGCUGAUAAUUAAUGAUCUUUUUUUCGUACUUUGGUUUAUUUUAUUUUUCUGAUUAACCAUUUUUCUCCCGCAUUCUAGAAGGAAAAAUCACAUGAUUGGUAAAUGAAGUGUUUAAUAGUCUAAGAUUUGCGAGAGCACAUUGUAAAAAUUGUAGACCUGUUUGUUUGUUAAUUAAUUAUAAUGUGAUUGUGAUGCUUUUUUUUUAUAAACUGAGAAAAGACGAAAGAACUGCAUGGAGCACAAAACCCGCUCUCAUUUGGAAAAGCAACAACCAUCAGAGCUGCACAAUAAAAAGAAAAUUAAUCCUCAAAAAUUUGAUUCCUAAGAACCUAACCCCCUAUGAUAUGGAUUUAAGCUAGACACUGCAACGAGAUUGCAGAAAAAGGUCUACUACACCAAAGGAUGUGUUUGCACCAUAAUGACACCACUUAACCAGCCCCUAUAUGAACUCGCUUCACCAAACCACCACUUCUGACUCGCUAAAAGACAACACAGAGACAUUGAGAGGUCCAGGUGAUCAGAUACCAAUAUGACAAAAGUAUUAUAUAUUUGAUGAAUUGAUUCAAGAUUUAAUUUAGAAGAUGUAGUGCUUGUGUUACUGUUCGUUUCAGCUUUUAGAAUUCUGACUCUCAACAGUUUAAAUUUUAGAAAAAUAAUAUGUACUGAUUACUUUGGUUAGAGUUCAGAAUAUGUUAUUGCUUCCCUUUUUUUCUUCAUGAAUAAGGGUUUCAUUAUGCUAUAAAAUGUGUUUAACUGGACAAAAAAAGACACUUUGUAUGUUUUUUCACAUGAUGUUUCGGCCUUUCUAAUAAUGGUCACCGUCAAUCCUUUCCAUUCCACAUCAUAUUGUGCGUUCCAUCUCGCUUGUAAAAACCUCAGUACAAAAUUGGGUAGCGAAAUUACGUCUCUCCCAUUGCCAUCCAGCGCUAAACAAUACGAAUAGUCACAAUAUAAAACCCAAUAUAAAACCCAUGAAGAUAGUUGAUUCGAUAAAUAAUAUAGUGUUCUAGUUUAACUAAUAUCCCAAGGCCGAAGCAGAGAUAAAGCUGAUGUAAACACUAUCAAUUUCUGAGUUAUUCAGACUACGAGCACAUUGGCUUUAUGCUAGUGUAUAGUUAAACUCAGACAAUGAAUCGAUCAAUAGAUUUUAAAAACAGAUUAAAAAGACAAAACGCCUCAGUUAGUCCAUUAGCUUCAUAGAAAUUGCAGUUUCUGCCAAGGGGUUCUCCCUGAAAACAGGGUCUCAGCUCCACUGCACCUCACAUAAUUGGAUUUCCUCAUCGGCAACAAAAACAAAACAUUCAUAAAACUAAAAAAAAGGCUCAGAUUUUAUACAGCUUCUUCUAUCAAGAAUUUUCUGAAGCAGAACUGGCGUAAAGCUGUUAAUUUUAAUCAUCACUGCCGGAAAAUAAAACUAAUAUAAUAAUGAAUCAAAGAGAAGGCUCAUAUUAAGAAAUUCAACCAUUGUUUUCCGAUUACUUCA